AUGAAAAGAUUUUUUACAUCUCUUCUCAUAUCAGUUUUUUUUCAAAUUGUUAAUGGAACUCAUUUUUAUGGUGGAACAAUCAAUUGGUCACCAGUAAAUAAUCAUACUGUUGAAAUAGAUAACACACUAACAAUCAUUAUUUCACAACGAUAUGCAUGGUCAAUAAACACUAUAGCUAGUGCAUGUACGACAUCAACAAUUUUAUCACAUGGUUUAAUUGGAGAUGUUUCAAAUAAUAUUCUUAAUUGUCUAUCUGAUUCAACAAUAUGUGCAAGAACUAAUUUUGUUGCUAAUAUUUCAAGUUUAGUACUAUGUACUGAUUAUAACGAUAUGUUAGAUAUAUCUUUUGGCAGUAGUCAAACAUGGGUAGAUUUCAAUGUGUUAUCAAAUGGUCUUAUUAUUGGUUAUAAGUCUUCUAAUGAUGGUUGGAUACCUUUGGAAUUAGGUGGUGGUCAUUGGAGUUUAGUUAUGUAUCUUAAUUUACAAAAACGUCCAGAUAAUGGUCUGAUAAAUCAUUCGCCGACAUCAUCAAUGUCAAUAGUAAAUUAUGUAUCAAUUACCGACAAUACAACAAUAUCUGUUAAUAUACCAAUGAGUGAUAGUGAUGGAGAUAUGAUUCAAUGUCGUUUUGCAAAAUCGAAUAAUACAUUAAGUGGAAUUCUUAUAAAUGAAUGUCAAGGUGCUUGUUCUACUAUAGCUCUUCCAUUAUCAACACAGUUGAUUUCAAUCAAUAAUACAUGUACACUGUAUGUUACUCUAUCAUCAGCUGGUAGUUAUGUAGUGGCAAUUCAAUUAGAAGAUUUUCUAGAAAAUUCUACUGUUAUACUCAGUUCAGUACCAUUUCAAUUUAUUUUAAUAGCAGUUGAUACUUCAAAUUCAUCAAAUAAUUGCACUCGUCCACCGACUAUUAUCAAUAUUCAACCUGAUUCUCCUUCACAUGGUUCUACCAUAACAAUUCAAAUGAAUGUUCCAUAUAAAUUUACUGUUAUUGCUCAAAUAGGUUGUUUAAAUGAUACAGAAAUAAAUAUUACAAAUUUUAUAACAUCAAGUCCACACGGUAUGUUCAAAUCAGAUCAUCCAUAUGUAUUAACAUCAACAUUGUAUGCUAUCGAUCAUAUUUGGAUACCAACAAGUGAUCAAUUAUAUCAGACAUUUACUUUUUGUACCAUGGCAAUUGAUAAUAAUUUUUAUUCAUCUCAUCAAUAUUGUUUUAAUUUAUUUGUUGAUUAUAAAAUUAAAGUAGCAUCACAUGAGUCAAUCGUAUUUAAGCCAAAAUCAGCAAUCAGAAUUUUACAGAAGCGACAAGGAUUGUCUUCAAUGUUAGCCACAGAAACAACAACGACAACAACAACAGAAACAACAACAACAACAACAACAACAACAACAACAACAACAACAACAACAACAACAACAACAACAACAACGACAACAACAACAGAAACAACAACGACAACAACAACAAUAACCACAACAACAGAAACUACUACAACAGAAACAACAACGACAACAACUGAAACUACUACAACAGGAACAACAACGACAACAACAGAAACAACAACCACCACAACAGAAACAACAACUUCAAGAACAACCAGAACAACAACGACUGCUUUAACAACAACAACCACGACUACUUCCAUUACAACCGUCACCAUUGGUAUAACAAGCACAACUUCCAAUUAUAUUUCUUUAGUCCUUGGUCUUGCCCUUGGCUUAGGCAUACCUUUAUUAAUUCUCAUUGGUGUUUUGAUUUCAUGUUAUUGUUGUAGUUGUUGUCUUGUUCCUCUCAAGGCAAUACUACGUGUUCGAUAUGGCGAUCGUACUGAACAAAUUUUACAAGAAAAAAAUAAAGUCUUCAAUCGAAAAAUAACUCACAGAUCCGAAAAUCAAGAUUUUCAUAAUACUAAUCAUUACCAAUUACAAAAUAUUAAUGAUGUUACUGUUGAUUCUGCUCAUAUGCCAGUACCAUCAAAUGAAAAACCACCAGUUGUAUCAUUAAAUGAUACUAAUAAUGACGAUCACUAUUCGCGAUUUGAACUUGAUCCUUGGACAGUAACGACAACAUCUUUUUUAUCACCUUCUUUCAAUAAUCUUCCGACAGAUCGCGUCACAGAAAGAAGUGCACCACCAUUGGUACAUCCAAUAGUAUCUCAACUACAUGAUUCAAUUCUUGUCGAAGCCUAUCACAAGCAACAGCAAUAG
Molecule: messenger RNA, 2202 nt
Organism: Rotaria sp. Silwood2
Lineage: Eukaryota; Metazoa; Rotifera; Eurotatoria; Philodinida; Philodinidae
Source: the annotation of a GenBank genome assembly